GCGGGAAACUGGAGAGUGAAACCUCGGUCCGGACUGUUGUUGUUCAGAGACUCACGAGACACUCGGGUUGUGUUUGAAACACUGAACCAGGUGUUUUAAACAUCAGUACCUACCUGCUUAUCACUACAGGAAGUCAGACGUGUCGAUUCAUGAACAACUAAACUUUAAUUAGUUUAAAACCUUCUCGUCACUUCCUGUUUAAGUGUCUCCCUCACUGUUUAUGGUUCACGUGUCUCCAAGGAAACGGCUUGUGUUUUUGUGUUGUCUUGUUUUCUGUUUCUUCCUGAGAUAAUAACCCGGAUUCUGAUCCUGGUUCAGUCGGGCUCAUUCAGCCUUUUUAGACCGCCACCCAGCUCUGACUCCAGGUGAGGCUUUGAUUUUUGCCGCCAUGUCGUCCAAGAAGAACCAGGUGAGCGACGAGCGCUUCAGGCGGGUGCAGAAGGACCCGCGCUUCUGGGAGAUGCCGGAGAGGGAACGCAAGAUCAAGAUCGACAAGCGUUUCCAGUCCAUGUUCCACGACAAGCGCUUCAAGGUGAAGUACACGGUGGACAAACGAGGCCGUCCCAUCAACCACACCUCCACAGACGACCUGAAGCGUUUCUACAAACUCUCCGACUCCGAGGACGAAGACGAAGGCGACGAAGAAGAGGACAAGAAGGCGGCGGCUGAGGGGAAGAAGAAGAAGAAGAAGAAGAAAGGGAUGGAGAAGCUGGUGAAGAGCACAGGAGGCGGAGCUAAAGGAGAGCGGCCCGAAGGAGGAGUCAGAGUCGUGGAGGAUGAAGAUGACGACGAUGAUGACGAGGAGCGGCAAACUGACGAGGAGGAGGAGGACGGUGUCGACCUGGGAGCCGGAGUGACAGACGGCAGUGAGGAGGAAGAUGAGGAUGAAGAAGAUGAAGAGGAGGAGAGUGAUGCUGGGAGCGGGUCAGAGGGGGAGGAGUCCGGUCUGGAUUCAGAGGAGGACAGUGACAGCGGGCCGGAUCUGGCCAGAGGGAAGGGCAACGUAGAGACGAGCUCAGACGAAGACGACGAUGACGACGUGGACGCCAUCUUGAGGAAAGAGGAAGAGGAGAUCGAACACGACUGGGGAGAGCUGUGCAAAGACGCGCCGCGAAGUGACGAGGUGUCUGUCCGGCUGGCCAUCUGCAACAUGGACUGGGACCGUAUGAAGGCCAAAGACCUGCUGGCUCUGUGCAGCUCCUUCACCCCGAAAGGAGGAGCCGUGCUGUCUGUCAAGAUUUACCCGUCAGACUUUGGAAAGGAGAGGCUGAAGGUGGAGGAGAGUCAGGGACCGAUGGAGCUGAGGGCGCUGCCCGACGACUCGGAGGACGACACUGAGGAGGAGAGGGUUUACAGGGAGAAGAAGCGCGACUACCAGUUCAAGCGUCUCAAGUAUUACUACGCCGUGGUGGAGUGUGACUCGGUCGACACGGCCGCCAAGAUCUACGAGGAGUGUGACGGCUACGAGUACGAGAGCAGCUGCUCCGUCAUGGACCUCCGGUUUAUUCCUGAUGACGUCACGUUUCCCGAGGAACCGAAAGACGCGGCGACGGACGUGAACCUGUCGGCGUACACGCCCAAACUCUUCACCUCAUCUGCCGCGGCCACAUCGAAGGUGCAGCUGACGUGGGACGAGACCGACCACGAGCGGGUGACCGCCCUCAACAGGAAGUUCAACAAGGACGAGCUGCUGGAAAUGGACUUCAACGCCUACCUGGCCUCCUCCAGCGAGGAAGAGGAGGAGGACGGAGAGGUUGCGUUCGGAGACGUCACAGCAGAGGCUAAACGGACAGAAGAGGAAGAGGAGAAACCUGAAGAGGAAGAGGAGAAGACGAAGAAGACGAAGAAGAAGAAGAGUGAGGAGCAGAUCUCCAAGUACAGAGAGCUGCUGAGAGGUCUGCAGGACAGAGAGAAGAAGCUGCAGGAGGACAAAGACAUGCAGAUGGAGAUCACCUGGGUGCCAGGGCUGAAGGAGACGACGGAGCAGCUGGUGAAGAAGAAGCUGGAGGGGAACGACCAGCUGACGCCGUGGGAGGAGUUCCUGCAGAAGAAGAAAGAGAGGAAGAAGCAGAAGAAGUCUCAGAGGAAACAGGAGGACGACCUCAGCGAUGACGAGCUCCCUCCAGACGUCGACCUCAGUGACCCCUUCUUCGCCGAGGAGCUCGGCGCCACAGAUCCAAAGAAGAAACAGAAGGGAAAGAAGAAGAAGCAGGAGGAAGAGGAGCGGACGGCUGAGGAGGAAGAGGAACUGGAGAGGCAAAAGGCUGAGAUGGCGCUGCUGAUGGAGGACGACGCCGGCGACGCCAAACACAAACACUUUAACUACGACAAGAUUGUGGAGCAGCAGAACCUGAGCAAGAAGAAGAGGAAGAAGCUGCUGAAGAAGGGGGCGGAGCCUGCGGAGGACGACGAAUUCCAGGUGGACGUUCAAGACCCUCGUUUCCAGGCCAUGUUCACCUCCCACCUGUUCAACCUGGACCCCUCCGACCCCAGCUACAAGAAGACUAAAGCCACUCAGAGCCUCCUGGCCGAGAAGCAGCGCAGACGGGAGGAGGAGCGGCGGCAGAAGGACGACGUCCUCGCCGCUCGGGCGACCGAGUCCACCGCUGGCGCCACACGGGAAAAUGACUCUGACGCUCCGGCGGCGAAGAAGCCGAUGGACCCCGGCCUGUCUUUGCUCGUCAAGUCCAUCAAGAGCAAAACGGAGCAGUUUCAGGCUCGGAAGAAACAGAAGCUCGUGUAGCUUCGGACUGAGACUUUAUCCUGACGACGCAGGAUCAACUUCCUGUUUGUUUUUAACGAAUCAGGUGAAAACUUCAGAUGCUGUUGAAAGGUUUCAUGUCACUGAUGCUGCAGAGGAAAUCAGUCAGGAAGAGAAACGCUCCGGUCGUUUAUGAGUCGGCAUAGCAACUGAUUAAAACGGUGACAACUGUUGUAAGUGUCACUUUACUGUGUUUCCCCUUAAUGAGCAGAACAUCAGGACUCGUGACCUUUAACAGACUGACGCAGAAAGAAAGACGUGAAGUGUUUAUUCAGACUUUAACACAAAGACAUUCUCUUAUAUUUUCAUUCAUGAUUACAGCAGCUUCAGUCACGUGUUAGAAAAUGAUAAACUAUUAGUCUGUUAUUAAGUUUGUCCUCACACUUACAUUAAAUCAAGCUCAGUAUCGAUUCCUGAUCAAACAACAGGUGUUUUCUGCUGGCCCCGCCCACUGCAGCUCAUCACUCUGCUGGUGCACCUGUCCUACCUGAAGCACACUGACCGAAGCUGUGUGCACCUGCGUCUCUGUGUAAACCUGUUGUUACUGUAGAACAGCUCUGCUUACGUUCCUGUAGCUCUUUCACAAUAAAAGCCUCAGUGUUUACCUGCGGAAAGCUUUGAA
Molecule: messenger RNA, 3383 nt
Organism: Seriola aureovittata
Lineage: Eukaryota; Metazoa; Chordata; Actinopteri; Carangiformes; Carangidae
Gene: esf1
Product: ESF1, nucleolar pre-rRNA processing protein, homolog (S. cerevisiae)
Exons: 15
Coding region: 389-2743 (784 amino acids)
Biological process (GO): rRNA processing
Cellular component (GO): nucleus
Molecular function (GO): RNA binding
Source: RefSeq, a predicted model, not a curated record